This is a messenger RNA of Vigna unguiculata (cowpea), 1537 nucleotides long. Its product is annotated as vacuolar-processing enzyme-like. The record is from RefSeq and is a predicted model, not a curated record. NCBI's taxonomy places the organism in Eukaryota, Viridiplantae, Streptophyta, Magnoliopsida, Fabales, Fabaceae. Gene Ontology annotation, molecular function: cysteine-type endopeptidase activity. Gene Ontology annotation, biological process: vacuolar protein processing.
AGCAAUUUUUCCAUGUAUUGUAAGCAAGAUGAAAGUGAGCAUUAGAAGAGUAUUAGUGUGGAUAAGUUUUGGAGUGAGUAUAUUGGAAGGUGUGGGUGGUGUAGGCGAUGAUAGGAAGCCAAAAAGGUGGGCUGUUCUUGUUGCUGGUUCACAAGGUUAUGGAAAUUAUAGGCACCAGGCUGAUGUGUGCCAUGCCUACCAAAUACUAAAGAAAGGUGGUCUUAAAGAUGAAAACAUCAUCGUUUUCAUGUACGAUGAUAUUGCCUACAAUCCUCUAAACCCAAGGCCUGGCAUCAUAAUCAACAAACCAAAUGGUCCUGAUGUCUAUCGAGGAGUUCCCAAGGAUUACACUGGAGCAGCUGCAACUGCAGAGAACUUCUUCGCUGUGAUUAGAGGUAACCGUAGUGCUCUCUCUGGAGGCAGUGGCAAGGUUUUGAAGAGUAGUGGAAGGGACACCGUAUUCAUUUAUUUUACGGACCAUGGCAGUCCAGGUUUCGUGAGCAUGCCAGUGGGGCCACCCGUAGCGGCCCACGAGUUCGUGGAAGUGUUAAAGAAGAAGCAUGCCGCUAAAUCAUACAAAAAGAUGGUAAUAUACUUGGAAGCAUGCGAAUCUGGGAGCAUGUUUGAUGGGAUUCUUCCGAAUAACUUGAACAUAUAUGUGACAACAGCUGCCAACCCACAUGAAAAUAGUUAUGCGUUUUAUUGUCCUAAUGGCAAACCUCCUGCACCCCCUAACUAUACUACUUGUUUAGGAGAUGCCUACAGCAUUGCAUGGAUGGAAGACUGUGACAAAAGUAAUAUGUGGAAAGAAACUUUGCAACAACAGUAUGAAACCGUUCGGCAAAGAAUAUUGUGGAGUUCUCAUGUGAUGCAAUACGGAGAUCAAAAGUUGAACAACGAUUUUCUAGUUAGCUACUUUGGUGCACCUUACCAGCCCAGUGAUAAUGAAAGUGCAUAUUCCUUUGAACCAUCAAGGGAAACUAGACAUAGCCAACGAGAUGCUCAUUUACUUCAUCUUAGGCUGGAGUUGCAAAAAGCCCCGGUUGAUUCUGAAGAGAAGAUGAAAGCUCAAAGAGACUUAGAUGAUGAAAUUUCUCAUCGGGAGCAUGUAGAUAAUGUUAUUCUUCUCAUUGCUAAUCUCUUGUUUGGGGGAGAGAAUAGCUCUACCAUGAUGCUCCACUAUCGUCCACCAGGCCAACCUCUCGUUGAUGAUUGGGACUGUUUUAAGACCUCUAUCAAAACUUAUGAGAGCCUUUGCGGUACGUUAUCAAGCUAUGGCAGGAAAUACACAAGAUUCUUUGCUAAUAUGUGCAAUGCUGGCAUUUCUGUGGAGCAAUUGAAAGCAGCGUCAUCGCAAGUUUGUCCGGAGAAAAACAAGACAUUUUAAAUUUAUUUCUUAAGUUGAUAAUGUAAUAUAACCAAUACCUUAAAUAAUAAAUUGGUUUUUAUCCUACAAUUGGAUUAUACUCCUUUGUCAUAGGAAUUAUGAUCUUUGAUUGUUAGCGAGUUAAGAGUAAAUCGAAUUAUAAUAAAGUCA